Cheilinus undulatus (humphead wrasse) is the source of this 1026-nucleotide messenger RNA. It is a transcript of the gene ostc, whose product is annotated as oligosaccharyltransferase complex subunit. Lineage: Eukaryota; Metazoa; Chordata; Actinopteri; Labriformes; Labridae. The record is from RefSeq and is a predicted model, not a curated record. Bases 71 to 520 code for a protein of 149 amino acids. Gene Ontology annotation, cellular component: oligosaccharyltransferase complex. The transcript is spliced from 4 exons.
CAUAGUCGCGGCGUAGACGGAUCUGCGGCUGUAGCUGUGUUGUAUACAGUAGUCAGCUUCUUUAUACAUCAUGGAGACUUUAUACAGUAUACCUUUCACUGUGCUGGAGUGUCCGAAUAUAAAACUGAAGAAACCAUCAUGGCUGCACAUGCCGUCGGCUAUGACUGUGUACGCGGUUGUAAUUGUGUCCUACUUUCUCAUCACAGGAGGUAUCAUCUAUGAUGUUAUUGUUGAACCUCCAAGUGUGGGCUCAAUGACUGAUGAGCAUGGACACCAGCGGCCAGUUGCCUUUUUGGCCUACAGAGUAAACGGGCAGUACAUCAUGGAAGGUCUGGCUUCCAGUUUCCUCUUCACAAUGGGAGGCCUGGGCUUUAUAAUCCUGGACCGCUCCAAUGCACCAAACAUUCCCAAACUCAACCGCUUCCUGUUGCUCUUCAUCGGGUUCGUCAGUGUCCUCCUGAGCUUCUUCAUGGCCAGAGUGUUCAUGCGCAUGAAGCUGCCCGGAUACCUCAUGGGCUAAAGACAACACGAGGAUGCUUCAGAAUAUUUGGAUGAACGCUGGCUGUUUUGUUCUUGGGGGCCAAAUGAAAAAGUCAAUUAAAGUCACGGAUAAACACGACCUUUAAUAUAAUCAACAGUCAAGGACUGAAAGCACUGACACUGCUCAAGAAAUUAACCCUGGCUGCACUGACAGUCUCCUAAUGGCUUUGUGUCAGUGGUGUUCAGUAACUUGCUUUUCUCCAGGUACCCAAACAAACUGGUGAAGCAAAUACCCAUAUACAUCAAAUGUUUCGUUUUUUAGGUCAAACCGCUGUGAUUUUCAUCAGAUUAUGAAAAGAAAAGGAAGUUAGUGAACACUGUUGGCACAGGGCCGCUGCUGGAAUCAAAAUUUAGCACUAUAUGAAAGGGGAUUCUGAACCAUAUUUCAAUGAAAUGUUUUUGUAAAGAAGUCAUUAAAAAACCUUGAAACUGUCAUAGUUGCAUUUUGUACAAGGAUGUGAAAUAAAUCUUCUUUUCAGAGCUUAU